UAGGGCUAUCACUGUGUAUAUACUACACACCAUCGGGGAGUAUCAAUCUACGACGAACGAAGCUAGGAAGCCUAUGCGAUUCUAUAAGAUGGCUAAAGGAGAUACUUUAAGACGAGGUAGACAGUCCUGGACAAAAUGUGUACGGAGAAACCUGCUGGUGAUACUGCUAAUAGCCUCAAUUUUAUUCGGAAUCGCUCUCGGUUGUGUAGUGAGAACAACGUGGUCACCUUCGGAUAGAAGGAACAUUUUCUACCUAAAAUUCCCAGGAGAAAUUAUGCUUAAUACACUAAAGAUGGUGUCUGUGCCUCUUGUCGUCUCCAGUAUUAUAUCGUCCAUAGCCACACUGUCGAUGAAGACUUCUGGUAGUAUCGGACUGAGGGCACUAGUAUACUACCUGGUCACCACGGUGAUUGCAGUCAUUACUGGCACAGUUGGUAUUGUGAUUAUCUCCAGCGGCAAGGAAACAAUAGUAGACACCUCGGAAAUCUCAAAAGGAACCAGUCAACUUGAUGCCCUUUUGGAUAUGAUAAGAAACGCUUUUCCUGAUAACUUGGUGGAAGCAACACUUUCAAAGAAACAAACAGUGAUGUCUUCAAAAAUAAUUCCCAUAAAUAUCGCACCCUCCGAUUUCAACCAAACGAAUGCCAAUGUUGCAAGAAAUGGGCCAAAUAACUUUACAACUAUCGACGUGCCCACGAUUAUAUCUGUCCCGGGGACCAACAUGCUCGGACUAAUUGUAGCCUCUAUCUUCAUUGGAUGUGUACUCUCCAGUAUGGAAGACAAGGCCAAACCUCUCGUAGACUUCUUCCGGAGUUUGUAUCAGGCCAUGAUGCGGUUAAUUCUGAUAUUUGUUUGGUUUACUCCAGUAGGAUUGACGUUCCUAGUAGCGGCGGCUGUAGUACAGGUAGAAAAUCCAAUGGAAGCCCUCGGAGAGUUUGGUGUCUUCAUAUCGACUGUGAUAUUUUGUUUUCUUCUCCAUGGCUUUGGUACCGUUCCCAUCAUAUAUUUAAUUGUGACCAGAAAAAAUCCUUAUGUGUUCAUACGCAAAAUGUCAAAAGCACUAUUGACAGCGUUUGGGACGACCUCGAGCGCGGCUGCUCUCCCCUUCACAAUGGACUGUCUGAUAACGAAGAACAGGAUUGACAAACGCGUUGUUAACUUCAUCGCCCCGAUAGGGGCAACAAUCAACAUGGACGGGAUUGCGCUCUAUAUUCCGAUGUUGAUCAUUUUCAUAUCUCAUAGGCUUGGUUUAAGUUUGGAUCCUGCACGUUAUGUUACAAUCGGAGUAUCAGCCAUAGGGGUAUCCGUAGGGGCAGCGGGUAUCCCUGGAGCAGGUUUGAUGUACAUGACAGUGGCUGCCAUGGCAGUUGGACUCCCUGCAGAGCAGGUCCUCAUCACUGCUCCGUUCGAUUGGAUUUUUGCACAAUUUCGGACAAUGAUCAACGUCUCUGGAGACUCCUUUGGAGCUGGCAUCGUCGAUCAUUUGAGUUAUCCCAUGAUGUCUCAUGACAAGGCGGAAAUGACCAGUGAAUCGGAAGAUGUGUUUGAGGAUGUUGAGGAAGAAACCAAUUUAGUUUGAUCAGGGCAUGCUUACAAUAAUAUAUAUAAUAUUGCUGCUUAAAUAUUACAUCUUCAUAUAUUCGACCGGAUUUAAAACUUAACUUAGCUUUUAUCAAUAGACUAAUCAAUAGCAAAUUAGUUAUCGACAAAUUAUAUUUCAUCGAUUCUGUAUAUUUUUGCAUUUGUACCAGAAUAAGUUUGAUAAGAUGUAUCUUUUACAAUUGUGCAUUUCAUAUUUUGCUCCAAUCUGUUUUCUCCCUAAAUGAGCCUCAUCUUCUGUGUAUACAUUAGUUCUUUUGUCCAAUACUGCUCCAGACUAUCAAAUUUAGAUUUGAUUGCCAUAUAAAAAGUACCAUGUUAGAAUAGAUCGGUGCUAAGAUCACCAUAUAUAUUACGUUAGAUACAUUUAUAGCUGCAAACGUUUAGACUGAAAUAAACAAUUAACAUACCCACUACUUUAGAUAUAUUUUUUCAUAAAACGUGAGAAAAAUCAAUUCAAUGAACACCAUAUCUUUUUAUCUGUUGACAAUUGGAGUAAGUAUUGUUAAGUAUAAAUUGAAAAAAUACGGGGCAAAAAGUGAGCGAUAUGCCUAAAUUGCUGUAAACGACCUGUCAGGAACGAAGCAAUGGAUUCCAGUCAUAUGUAUGUUAGUAUUCCUAUAUGGUGGUGAUUCAAAAGUGUACAGUAUGGCUGACCAACUAGGGUAGCAGACCACAGAAAGACUGCCUGGCUAUGGGUGAUUUUUUGCUAAGCAAAAAGCUCAUGUAUUAUGAUAUGCAUACAACAUGAAAAAAUAAAUGUACACUAUAA
This is a messenger RNA of Pecten maximus, 2371 nucleotides long. RefSeq names its product excitatory amino acid transporter 1-like. Gene Ontology annotation, cellular component: plasma membrane. The transcript is spliced from 9 exons. Gene Ontology annotation, molecular function: glutamate:sodium symporter activity; L-glutamate transmembrane transporter activity; neutral L-amino acid transmembrane transporter activity. Gene Ontology annotation, biological process: L-glutamate transmembrane transport. NCBI's taxonomy places the organism in Eukaryota, Metazoa, Mollusca, Bivalvia, Pectinida, Pectinidae. The coding region runs from base 74 to 1579 and encodes 501 amino acids. The record is from RefSeq and is a predicted model, not a curated record.